AUGGCUGGAAUACUUCAUCCAAUACCACAGGCUGUUCAAGCGUUCCAGUUUAUGAUCUUCUGUCUCAUCACACAGUCUUUAUUAAUAGAAUCAGCAGAGACUGUUAACUGCUCCGAACCCACUACAGACUCACUUUUAAGUGCACUGAAGGAAAGCAUCUUUGACAGAACUGAAAUAAGGCCAGUUUUUAACUUGAGCACUCCAACCAACAUCAAUCUGAGUUUCAUUCUAUAUGGCAUUUUAGACGUGGAUGAAAAAGCUCAGAAGUUGAACACAUUCCUCUGGGUGGAUAUGUCAUGGUAUAUUGAAGGUUUAAGCUGGGAUCCUGUUGAAUGUGGAACAGACAGAAUCUCACUGCCAAGAGAGGAACUGUGGAUGCCUGAUGUUGUCAUUAAUCAAUUCAUUGAUGAGAACAGAGUCCCAGACACAUAUUACCUCUACGUGUAUAAUAACGGCAAGAUAUACGACAGUCUUCCAUUUCAUGUCAUCAGUUCCUGUAGCCUGGACAUCUACACGUUUCCAUUCGAUAUUCAGAACUGUACAUUCACCUUUAAUUCAUAUCAGCACACGGUGCUGGAUCUUCAGUUGUUCUUUGCUGAACCAGUGGAGUCAACAUUUCAGAAAUCCAUAUCUGCGAUGACUACCAAGGGAGAAUGGGAGCUAGUCGACAUGCGUGCUGAAAAACCUUCGGUACCUCCAGAGGAAGUGAACGGGGCAUUCGAUGCACUUAUUUACUACAUCGUCCUCAGGCGUCGAGCAAGUCUGUACAUCGUGAACCUCUUGAUUCCCAGCUGCUUCCUUAUAGCUGUGGAUCUAUUCAGUUUUCUUCUGCCGCCUCAGAACACGGAUCGAUCGGCUUUCAAAAUGACGCUCAUCUUGGGUUACACUGUAUUCCUGCUGUUAAUGAAUGACCUGCUGCCCGUCACCGGAAACACCUUACCUCUCAUAAAUGCCUUCUUCUCUCUCUGCUUGGCGCUGAUGGUGGCAAGUCUUCUAGAGACGAUUUUUAUCACUAAUAUUGUGUGUGGGUCCAGUCGUUACCCGGCGUUACCUCAGUGGGUCAAGGUGCUUUUCCUCGACUACAUCGCCAGACUUGUUUGUUUAAGCAAGAGUGACCAAAACGGUGAUCUGGAAGAGUACAGAAAUGAGACCAGUCGCUUUGUUCCUGUUAAAAUCCCAAAGACUGAAGCCGUCCACACGACUCCUCCCAGCAUUCAAAAACUGAAAAAGAUAAGCCAAGAGUUACUCUCCAUCCGUCAACAGGUCGAUGAACAUUUGAAUAGCAAUCAGACUGAAGAUGAGUGGGUGCAUUUGGGUCAAGUCAUUGACCGCUUGCUUUUCAUUAUGUAUGUUAUCUUUCUUGUGGUUAGUUUUAUCACUAUUAUAGUAUAUUGGAUGUACUGGUACAAUAUCAAUGUUGCUUUGAUAUAAACAAAUUUAUUAAAGCUGUAUAUGCACUGCUGAGUUCAGCUGUUAACUCAAUACAAGGGUUUACUUGCUAUUUGCAACCUGCACUUUGAAAUACUCUGUGAAUGUCUUAAAUAGUUCUGUGAAAAGAAAUCACUUUUAAUCAGACUGUGUUUAAUCUGGCAGACAUCUAUCUGCAAGACAUAUAUUUUUAAUUGUUUGCUCAUCUCCAAUUCGUCUCUGAGACGUCUGCUGUCAGAUGUCAUAUAGACAUCUAGAAGAUGUCUGUAAGAUGUUUAUGAUUUAGAAUGUAUGUAAAACUGCUCUUUCUUAGACGUUUAUCACACGUUUUUACACAGCAGAUGUUUUUCAGACCUGCAGAUCUUUAGCAGACAUCUUACAAACGUACCUUUGCUACCUGGGCUAUAACUAUGAUUCAGACCACAUUAUUUAUUCACAAGACAUCCAUAAACAUUUUUCUGCAUUGUAUUAUCACUUUAAUUCAAUGUUAAACCGCUGUAAUAGUGAAGAUUGUCAAAAAAUGUAUGCGUCAUACUUUUGUUUCUAAAUCAUAGUCAAUAUUUUGUCAAAUGUGUCCAUUAUACGGCUUAAACAUAAACUUUAACUAUGUCUACUGAUCAUUG
Triplophysa rosa is the source of this 2051-nucleotide messenger RNA. RefSeq names its product 5-hydroxytryptamine receptor 3C-like. The transcript has 10 exons. Gene Ontology annotation, biological process: monoatomic ion transmembrane transport; chemical synaptic transmission; signal transduction. Bases 1 to 1431 code for a protein of 476 amino acids. The record is from RefSeq and is a predicted model, not a curated record. NCBI's taxonomy places the organism in Eukaryota, Metazoa, Chordata, Actinopteri, Cypriniformes, Nemacheilidae. Gene Ontology annotation, cellular component: postsynaptic membrane; synapse; neuron projection. Gene Ontology annotation, molecular function: transmembrane signaling receptor activity; extracellular ligand-gated monoatomic ion channel activity; neurotransmitter receptor activity.